Messenger RNA from Notechis scutatus (mainland tiger snake), 3398 nucleotides. RefSeq names its product staufen double-stranded RNA binding protein 1 (gene STAU1). Gene Ontology annotation, biological process: germ cell development; intracellular mRNA localization; protein localization to synapse. The record is from RefSeq and is a predicted model, not a curated record. Gene Ontology annotation, cellular component: neuron projection; plasma membrane; neuronal cell body. Gene Ontology annotation, molecular function: double-stranded RNA binding; mRNA binding. NCBI's taxonomy places the organism in Eukaryota, Metazoa, Chordata, Lepidosauria, Squamata, Elapidae.
CUCUCUCUCCCCUUGUGGUGCCGUCACUUCCUUCCCGGCCGGAGCUGGCCCCGCUCAUUCUCUUUAGUGUUUGCCCUGUGUCUGCUGCCGCUGCGACUCGCUCGCUUCCCUCCCCUUCCCCGGACCCCCCUUUCCUGGGAGCUACCAAUGGACUGAGCCGCCCGAUAGCCCGCCGUCAACACGAGCCGGCCCGGGAGCCGCAGCCCAGACCAACAUCAGGCAAUUUCCAUCAUAUAAAUAUUCUCCUUGGAACUAACAUCAAAAGUAAACUGUCCCAGGAACACCAAAAGGUACAAAUUCAAGCACUUAUACAGAAAAAACCCGCAUUCAAGGCCAAGUUUACCUGCACUGAUUAGGUUUCAAUGGAAAUAAACAUGUCUCAAGUUCAAAUUCAGAAUCCAACUGCUACUCUUUCUAGCAGCCAAAUACUAAGCAAGAACCAAUCUCUCGCACAGCCUUUGAGUAUUCCUUCUCCCACUAGUUCUUUGCCCUCUGAAAAUGCGGGUAGACCUAUUCAAAAUUCUGCUUUACCCUCUGCAUCUGUUACAUCUACUAGUGUUGCUGCAGUUUCUUCUAACAUGGCAAACCCCAAAGAGAAAACACCCAUGUGUCUUGUGAAUGAGUUAGCCCGUUUCAACAAGAUUCAGCCUGAAUAUAAGCUUUUGAGUGAGCAGGGUCCAGCUCACUCGAAGGUGUUUACAGUGCAGCUGACUCUUGGGGACCAGCACUGGGAAGCUGAAGGAACUAGUAUUAAGAAAGCUCAACAUGCAGCUGCUGCCAAAGCUUUGGACGGGACAAGGUUUCCUAAACCUACAGCUCGCCCAUCUCGCAAUGAAGGAAAGAAUCCAGAUAGUGUAACCCCCACAGUGGAGCUGAAUGCGCUUUGUAUGAAACUGGGAAAGAAACCUAUGUACAAGCCUAUAGAUCCUUACACAGAGAUGAGAUCCACCUACAACUACAAUAUGAGAGGCAGUGCUUAUCCCCCACGGUACUUCUAUCCAUUUCCUGUAGGACCAUGGCUCUAUCAAGUAGAGCUUUCUAUAGGGGGACAGCAGUUUCAUGGGAAAGGUAGAACACGACAGGCUGCUAAGCAUGAUGCAGCUGCUAAAGCACUGAAAAUCCUGCAAAACGAGCCCCUGCCUGAGAAACCAGAGAUAAAUGGGAGAGAACCAGAUGAUGAAAAUCUCAAUAAAUCUGAAAUAAGCCAAGUGUUUGAGAUUGCACUUAAAAGGAACUUGCCUGUGAAUUUUGAGUUUUUACCUCUGAAACAGGUGACCCGGGAGAGUGGUCCUCCGCAUAUGAAGAGCUUUGUUACAAAGGUAUCUGUGGGCGAGUUCAUGGGUGAAGGUGAAGGCAAGAGCAAGAAGAUUUCAAAAAAGAAUGCAGCUAUUGCAGUCCUAGAGGAGUUGAAGAAACUGCCUCCCCUUCCUACAGUUGAGAAAAUGAAGCCACGAAUCAAAAAGAAAACGAAAACAAUAGUCAAGACGAGUCCUGAAUACGGCCAGGGUAUGAAUCCUAUUAGCCGACUGGCUCAAAUACAACAAGCAAAGAAAGAGAAAGAGCCAGAGUAUAUGCUCAUCACAGAGCGUGGAUUGCCAAGGCGCCGGGAGUUCGUUAUGCAGGUGAAAGUUGGCAUGCACACAGCUGAAGGAAUGGGAACUAACAAGAAAGUAGCCAAACGCAAUGCAGCUGAAAACAUGCUGGAACUCUUAGGAUUUAAAGUCCCCCAGCCACAGCCCCCAAAGCCAGCACUAAAGACAGAAGAAAAGACGCCAGUAAAAAAGCCAGGUGAUGGAAGAAAAGUAACUUUUUUUGAACCUGGGUCUGAAGAAACAUCUAGUAGUAAUAAAGAGGAUGAGUUUAGGAUGCCUUAUCUCAGCCAUCAGCAGCUUCCUGCUGGCAUUCUUCCCAUGGUCCCUGAGGUUGCACAGGCUGUAGGAGUCAAUCAAGGACAUCACACCAAAGAGUUCAGUAGAGCAGCCCCCAAUCCUGCCAAGGCUACAGUGACAGCCAUGAUUGCAAGAGAGCUAUUAUAUGGUGGCACUUCUCCUACUGCUGAAACCAUUUUAAAAAACAGUUCCUUGGGCCAUGUUCCCCACGGGCCUCUCACGAGACCCUCUGAACAGUUGAAUUACCUUUCUGGUGUUCAGGGAAUCCAGGUGGAGUACAAAGAUUUCCCCAAAAACAACAAGAAUGAAUUUGUGUCUCUUAUAAAUUGUUCCUCUCAGCCACCACUGAUCAGUCAUGGAAUUGGAAAAGAUGUUGAAUCUUGCCAUGAUAUGGCUGCAUUAAACAUCUUAAAGUUGCUGUCUGAGUUGGACCAACAAAGUACAGAGAUGCCAAGAACAGGAAAUGGACCAAUGUCUGUUGCACUUAAAGCAAAUGGACAAACAUAUAGCAGUAAUUUGCUGUCUGAGAGAAAAGAUGCGUGAAGCAAGAAAUGGAAAGUGACCCUCUCCUCAAACCGGCUAGCUCAAACACUUUGGGACAAACACUGGACACCACUGCCUAAACAGGCUUGACUGGACCCAAACCUGAAAGCACCAGAGAAAAUCAAAUGCUUCCUAAUAAUGUAACCUAACUGUUUUAGAGUGCUACAGUUGUUACAACCCACUGUAGUGUCUAAAUCAUAACCGUUGCUUUUCAAACAGUGAUAAAAUUUUUAGUUUCAUUGCAUUGUUUUGAAUGACACUAUAAAUUUUUCAUUUAAAAGUUUCUUAAUUGUACCUAGAACUAUAGCACAGUUUAGAAACUUGAUUGUCUGACACACUUAUCUAUGAACUAACUUGGGAAGAUCAUAUCCAUGUAUGUGUUAAGUUUUUUUUUUUUAAUGAUUUUUAAUAAUUUCACUGGAAAAGGUGUGCCUACCAUUUGAUUUUCAAAGAGUAAGGUGAACCUCGCCUAAAUCUCAAUUGAAGAAAUAAUUAUACAUUUUAGAAUUUUAAACUUUAUUUGAUCACUUUGAUUUUAGAAUAUUUUUGAUGGGUAGGGAAGAGGGAGGGAAACCUGAAUGCAACAGAAGCUUAAAUGGUCGCUAAUCUUUGUUUUUAAAAAAAGUGUGUGUGUGUCUGUAUAUAAAGGCACACCAACUCAGUACAAUACAGGAUAUGAUCUCAAUGUAGUGCAUAUAAAGCUGCAGAUUGAUUUUCCUGAGUGCUUUAUACUGUUUAAUUACAUAUCCAUGUAGGGCUGAAAAAAAUUACCUAUGUUUAUAUAUAAACUGUGUUGCUUUUGAUGUUGUGUUUAUUGCCCACAGUAAUGUGGGCAAUAAAGUUUUUGCAUAUGGUCCAGGUAAAGCACGAUAGCAUUGCAAGUUAAGUACUGCUUCAGUUCAUUGUUUACGCUGGAAUUUUUUCUCCCCAUGGAAUGUAAGUAAAACGUAGUGUUUGUCCAAUAAA